GCCACGAGCGCAGCCGCAUUACGCGACGGCCAGCUGCAGCAGGUAGCCGCGGCCGACCUGGUGCCCGGUGACGUCAUCGAGGUGGCCGGUGAGCGGCGCCCCAGCCACCCCCACGCGCGUUACCCGGUCGCUGAAGCAGCCGGCGGAGGCUGCCGCGGGUGA
Molecule: messenger RNA, 162 nt
Organism: Monoraphidium neglectum
Lineage: Eukaryota; Viridiplantae; Chlorophyta; Chlorophyceae; Sphaeropleales; Selenastraceae
Exons: 1
Source: RefSeq, a predicted model, not a curated record